AUGGCCCGGCGAGCGGGAGGCGCUCAGCUGCUGGGUGGCCUGCUUCUCUUUGCUUUGCUGGCUGCCGGCGCCGCCCCGCUCAGCUGGGACCUCCUUGAGCCUCGAGGCCGGGCCACCAAAAUCCGAGUGCACCCACGGGGCAACCUCUGGGCCACCGGUCACUUCAUGGGGAAGAAGAGUCUGGAGCCCCCCACUCCCUCCCCACUGGGGACUGCUCCCCACAUCUCCCUAAGGGACCAGAGGCUGCAGCUGAGUCAUGAUCUGCUCAGGAUCUUCCUGUUAAAGAAAGCCCUGGGCAUGAACCCUGGCAGCCCAGGAGCCCACGCCCAGGUGAGCCAGGAACGCCCCCCCCCCCCAUUACAGGAGGCUGCUGGUGAACAUACUGCGGAAGUGAAGCAAAUAAUGGGGCAGCCACAACGUCACGGCUUAGAUUGUGCCCACCCAGGAAAGAGGCUUAAUGGGACCUUCGUCAUGGCCCCCUCUGAAUGUAGACCCUGGGAUCAGAUCUCUAGUCCCGUCCCACAGCUGCCGUGGGCCCCGGGCGCCGCGGGACCGCCUCCUGACGCCUGA
Elephantulus edwardii (Cape elephant shrew) is the source of this 570-nucleotide messenger RNA. It is a transcript of the gene NMB, whose product is annotated as neuromedin B. Gene Ontology annotation, cellular component: neuron projection. The record is from RefSeq and is a predicted model, not a curated record. The transcript is spliced from 4 exons. NCBI's taxonomy places the organism in Eukaryota, Metazoa, Chordata, Mammalia, Macroscelidea, Macroscelididae. Gene Ontology annotation, molecular function: neuropeptide hormone activity; neuromedin B receptor binding. The coding region runs from base 1 to 570 and encodes 189 amino acids. Gene Ontology annotation, biological process: neuropeptide signaling pathway; positive regulation of hormone secretion.